AGGAGGGAAAACGGGCACAAUUUAACCAUCAACAAUGCUAACCUGAGGCCCUUCACAGAUCCCCAUCAGCCCAUACAUUAGAAGGAUAGCUUAUGUCCGAGGGUCCCGGCCGGCGGGAGCGGGGAGAGCGGCGCCGUGGCCCUUCCAAAGACGGGGAGCGGGACAAGGACAGCAAUGCUGCCAAUGCAUCCGCUUCCGCCUCAGCACCCUCCGCAUCAGCAGCAGCAACAUUGGCAGCCAUGACAGCAGCUGGUCGCUCUAUGGUUGGUACCUCGGGGCAGGAGAUAGAGCAGUAAGUAACACCACCAAGCAACAAAACACACACAAAUCACACACACACACAGAGGUGGAUGGAUGGAUGGAUGGAUGUGUGUGUUGGCCAUCCGUCAAUCAAUCGCCAGGGCCCGGGUGUGUGUGGAGCGUGCGCGUGUGUGCUACGAGCAGCGGAGCAGCAAGGAGUGCCGGGCCUACUGCAACGAGGGCAUCCGGCUACUCACCAUCGCAAACACCGCAACCACCGCCACCAGCAGUGCAUCGGCAUCUGCAUCUGCAUCGUCAUCACCUCCAUCCCUAGGCGACUCUGAAGCUAUCGGACUCAAGUACACAUACACACAGGGAGAGAGAGGGAGAGAGGGAGGGAGAGAGGGAGAGCUCAUCCAUCCAUCAAUUUAUCGUCCUUCUGUGGUUGUAGGUUGGACCUGCACGCGCUGCACGCCGUGUGCUGUUCGUUCCUGCAGCCGCCCGAUUGGCUGGCGGCCUGUCAGGAGGCCGACAACGCAAUCGAACUCCACAACAAGAUCGAGGUGCCUCCGUGUGUCUGCAUACACACACGCAGAGUGUCCUCCACCGUGUUUGUGUGUUGUGUGUGAUGGCUGGUUGGUAUGCAUGGCCAUCCAUGCAGACUGACGGUUUGGCGUAUCCCUACUUCGAGGGGGUGUGCCAGGCGCUCAAGGCCAGGGCGCGAGCCAAGGAGGCACUGGUACGCUCUCUGUCUGAUGAUGGAUGUGUGUGUGCGCAUCCAUCCAUCCAUCCAUCCAUGUGUGUGUGCAGGGUUUGUUAGAGCAGUGUCGGGGUGACUGCCUCGAGUACCUCCGCGUUCACAAGGGAUGGACCAGAUGGCUCAUGGCCAAGGUACGCAUCUCUCUGUGUGCGGUGUGUGUGUGUGGUGUGUGUGAGUGAAUGCUCACGUGCCGACGACACACACAUCAGGGUGAGGGCGCCCCCUACUUGGGUCGUGACCUGGAGUCCGCUGCCGAGGAGAAGGGCGAGGUCGAGGUGCUCCUCAACCGCAUCGACAGCAAAGGGGGAGUGGGAGGGGCAGGGGGGCAGAACAACACCAACAACACAAACACCAACAACACCAGCCACAACAAUGGAGACGACGUAGGCACCGCACACAAAGAGGGAGAGGGAGGGGGAGAGAGAGAUGGAUGUGACUCAACACAUGUGUACGUGCUGUGCUGUGGUCGAUCUCAUGCAGGGCAUCGGGAUCUUCAGGUACACCGCUUGCCUCGGCCCUCACCCCCUCGACCACCUCCACUCGCAGCAGCCGACAGGCACCGACAACACCAACGCCCACAACCCACCCCUAGCACUACCAGCAGCAUCAGCAGCAGCACCAGGACCAGCAGCAUCGUCAGCAGCAGCGGCCCCGCCGGCAGGUCCACAGAGUUUGUUCCCCCCCUCCCAGGACCAGGACCCCCCCUCCCACAACCCCUCACUCUCACCAGCACCGCCGCCGCCCUCACGAGACCCACACACUAACACCAAUACCAACACAAACACCAACAGCAAUACCAACACGGCUGAGGUGAGCGAGACGACCGAUGCACCCACUUAUCCAGCCGUUGACGGAUUUCUCUCUCUCUCUCUCUCUGUGUGUGUGUGUGUGUGUGUGUCAGGUGCGUGGGAAGGACAAGCGCGUGGCGGGUCGGUCGGGCGGCAAGGAGGGGGCGGGGAAGCGACAGCAGCAGGCCAGCAACCCCCACAACACCAACCCCACAACCAAUGGCACCAAACAGGCGGUCUCGCUAGCAGCACUGGCGGGAAGUAAGCCUAGCCCAGCAGCAAAACAGACACAUCCAUCCAUCCAUCCAUCCACCCACCUCUCUCUCUCUCUCUCUCUCUCCGUGCAGCCAAUUACUUGCAGCAGCAGAACCAGCAGCAGCAGAACCAGCAGCAGCAGCAGCAGCAAGAGGCUGGUCGUGUGGGCAUCCUGCAGCGGCUGCACAGCCUGCACAAGGAGGAGCACGAGCUGCGGAUGAUGUAAGUACUGGCACACCAAACCGCAUCCUUUGCGGUGGAUGGGUCGAUGGGCGCAUCUGUGUGUGUGUGUCUGUUCAGGCUGUCCCGGCAGCAGAAGCAGCAGGCCUUUCUUGAGAAGGAGAUCGGCGCCGUCCACAAGCGGUGCGGAUCUCCUUCUCUAUGUCACCUUACGAACACACACAGCAGGUGUGUGUGGAACUGUCACUUGUGGUCAUUAGGUCUGAGAUAUGCGCCUUAGAGCUGUGCGAUGAGCGCAUCAGGUACACACACACACAGACACUUGCAGUCCAGUCCUUCCAUCCAUCCAUCCAUGUGUGUGUGUGUGUGUAUGUGUGUGUGUGCAGGCACAACCACACGAUGCGCCUGUUAGAGGAGGAGCGCGCCGCCUUCCACAAGACCAUGGUCGACGUCCAGACGCAAAACAGCGCACUCACCGAGAAGAACAAACAGUACGCAGCCAACAACCCCCUGCCCCCAGCCACAGAGAGGCGCUGGCAGGAUGCGUGUGUCUUUGUGUGGAUGUGUGUGGAUGUGUGUGUCUUUGUGUCGGAUGUGUGUGUCUGUGUGUCGUGUCGUUAGUUUGGAGUCUAUGCUGUCGACCUACAAGAACCGAGAGGCUCUGCGCGGAAGCGUCUCGCCGUACUCGGACUACUUCUGGGCGUAAGCCGCACACCCACACACACAGACACACAUAGACUCACGUGUGUGCCUCUGUGUCUGUGUCUGUGUGUGUGUGGUCUGUGUGCAGGACAUCGGAAGCUCGUGUGAAGACCUCGUGUGUGUCGGACCUCGAGGCCCUCAAAACCAACAUAGAAAACGCACAGCGCGCCAUAUUCAACACACAGGUCCUCCCCUCUCUCUCACACACACACACAGAGAGAGAGAGAGAUGUGUCGAUGGAUGGAUGGAUGUAUGUCUGUGUGACUGGGUGGUGUGUCUGUCAGUCGACAUUGAGCCUGCUGGUAGAGUACGCCAACGAGGAAGCCGAGAGGCUCAACGAAGUGCAGGAGCAGGUCCCCUCCGCACUUGCAGGCCUGCCUGUGCCCAUCCAUCCAUCCAUCCGUGUGUGUGUGUGCCCGUUGCUUUGCGUUGCGUCGUGUUAGGUGAAGGCCAAGAUGGCCUCGCUGAUACUGGUAGAGCUGAGGGACCACAAAGACCACCACCAGCAGCAGCAGCAGGAGCAGCAGGGGGAGGAGGAACAAGUGACUGAGGCACACAAAACCUCACAAACCCACACACCCACAGAGAAAGAAAGAGAGGGAGAGAGAGAGAGAGAGAGAGAGAGGAGGGACAGACACCACACACACACCCCCCCUGUAUGUUUGCAGGAGUUGUCGGAGGACGGGUGGGAGCAUGUGGGCGGCACACACGACAAGAAGCACGGCGGUAGGGGCAGGAAGAGACCCUGACUGACACACUGACACGCCCUCACCCACCACUACCAGCCCCCAACGAGGCCAGUUAGCAGUAGAGCCCAUCCAUCCAUCCACAGAGAUAGGGGGUAGGUAGACAGCCUCUGUGUGAGGCGAACCUGCCAGCCACCGUGCCUGUAGAGUAGUGGAGACAGACAGACAGACAGACUGAC
Messenger RNA from Vitrella brassicaformis, 3850 nucleotides. Lineage: Eukaryota; Vitrellaceae. The record is from the annotation of a GenBank genome assembly.